Punctularia strigosozonata HHB-11173 SS5 is the source of this 2862-nucleotide messenger RNA. RefSeq lists its product as uncharacterized. Lineage: Eukaryota; Fungi; Basidiomycota; Agaricomycetes; Corticiales; Punctulariaceae. The record is from RefSeq and is a predicted model, not a curated record. Gene Ontology annotation, molecular function: mRNA binding. The coding region runs from base 52 to 2862 and encodes 936 amino acids. The transcript has 12 exons.
UCUCUUGCUCGCUGCAUCCACCUCAAGGGCUACGAUCAAUUGGGGCUGGAUAUGCCGCCCAUGUCGGGUUCAAAGGCUGCUGCGCAGCCAUCGCGCGAGCUAGUCACCACUGGGCCGAAAGCCGUAUCCAAGGGCAAGGGUUUUUGGGCCGGGACGCGCGACAAAGACGGACGAAAGCCCACCACCAGUCGCGCUCUGGUCCUUCGGAAUGGAAAAUACGGAUCGAUGGGUACUGGGGAGUUAGUUCUCAUGAACAGGAUGAGUGGUCGAGAGAAACUGGAGCUACUCGCGGAGGACCUGGUUGAAAAGGCAAAGACUGCUAUAGCCCCGCCCUUCGAUCUCGAGCGGUGCUUGAAAACGGCAGAAUCAGAAUACAAUGCGUACCUCGACGAUAUCAGCAAAUUGAAGGACCCAUCGAUGUUUCGAUACUACAUCGACGCUGAGCUCAAAGCGCGGAGAAUGCAGACGGGCACCCAUAUCGUUCCCGAGCCCGCUCGCAUAGCAGAGACAGUUAUGAUCAGCGUACAUAAUGCAUACAUGUUCGCGUCUAUCUGGAAAAUCGUUCGUGAUCUCCUGCUGGAGCUCCACGAGCUCGGCCUUGCCAGCAACACUGUGGCAAGAAACCAUUUGAAGAAAGAUCCGGAGUUGCGAGCUCGCUAUCUCGUUCUGUACGACGUCGUGUCUGCGCUCGUGCAGGCAGGCCAAGAGAAUUUUCGCUUCCUCGUCACCACCACGCCGCAUUACCAGCAGUACUUCAAUAAAGUCGACCAUGGUAAUUCUGAAGAGCAAGAUGUCAGCUUCGACUGGGGGGGACUGAAAGGCGCCUACAAAUCGUUCCUCGAUUCAAUUAUUCUUGAGCUUUGUUUACCAAAUUCGAGUAUGCCGCGUCGGAUCUUGCUCCAGAUAUUGGGCGAAGCUGCGUCGGAGUCGCCUAAGGAAGCCAAGAGGUUCCCGCAAGCUCUAUGGGACGCCGUAGGCGAUCUCUCGGUCAUGGUCGACGUUCUAGAAAUGCUCGAAGGACCAUUACUCGGAGGUGAUUCCAAGGCAUGGAUGGAAGAACCUCGGCAAAUGCCCGAAGUAUACUCGCAAUGGGAGGAUGCUCAGUUGUUGUCCCUACGGGCGUCUCGGGAGUACAAGAACCUCGAGGAUUUGGUGUAUCCUCUAGAAAAGACGACAACCAAGGGCAAUCUGGAUAUUCUGUGGACGCAAAUUGAUAACAAUUACGUUGCAAGGGCAGGGGACAAGGUGGAAGAGCUGUGGCGACUUCAUGGCGCAUUGGUCCGCAGUCCACAGUGGAAUGCGUUCUAUAAGUCCAAGUCGAAGGCGAAGAGCGAGAAGGUGCCGACCACAUCUAUUAAACGUCACACCGCCGGAUCAGAUUCCGACGACGACGAACCACCGAACAUGGUGUCAGUUGUUCGGAGGGGCGGAAACGGGACGAAGAAACGCCUUGCGCUCACGAGCGGUCAAGACGACGAUUCUGAUUCUUCGAUGCCCUCAUUACUUUCCGUUUCCGAAUCUGCCGAUGAGGAGUCCAGCGACGAGGAUGACGAUCCCGAUGAUUAUUACGAUGACGACGACGACUGGGAAGAUGACGACGACGAAAGCCAAUAUGAUUCCGAUGAUGAAGAGGAGAUCCGGCACAUGAUGAGGGAGGCCAUGAACACUGCUAUGGAAAUGCCGGAAUUCUUGGACCCCAAGGCAGAGCCGUCCGGAGAGUUUGAUAAGCUUGCGAAAGAGCGAGUUGACAAUCCCUUCUUGAAACUCUUAGGUUCUUUGAGAGGUCGAAUGUUUUCGACGAAACCGAGCGUCACAACGACCUCGCGCACGCAGCCCCGAACGGGAUUUACAGGGACGGGCCCGGCCACGGUCCCUAGGCCCAAGCAAACUGCGAAUCGUCAACACGCAAGGAGAGGAUCUGAUGAAAUACCCCCUCUGGAAUCGAUCCCGUCGGCGCAUGCGAGCAGAAAGGCCACGGUUGAGGAAGUCGAGGACGAGGAUCAGAUCGCCGCUAAGAAAAAGAAGAAGAAGAAGAAGCCCAAGAAGAAGAAGUCGACCGCCGUCCCUGCGACCGAUGUUGCGCAGAACGGCGAGAGUGCACAGGCCCAGGCCAAUCGUCCAGCCACGCCUCCUCCGAGGACGCCCUCCCCUCAGGCAUCCAUCUCUCCACAGCCAGGUCUUAUCUCUCCCCAGGAGUCAACGCCCACAAAGAAGAAGAAGAAGAAGAGCGGGCAAGGGUUAACUUCUUCUUCGGCGCCUACAGUAGCUACGAAUGCGCCUUCCAUCCACAGCUUGGGCUCCACAACCACCUUAGCCGGUGCCUCGACCGUGACACUUCCGCUAUAUCAGACACAAACUGCACAAUCUUCCCGGGCCUAUGUCAAGGAGCAGGGUCUAGACGAGAAGAAGGAGAAAGUCAAGACGCGCCGUGAUCCAGCCACGCUCCCCCCUGUACCGGAGAAGAAGAGUAUCUUCGAUCGCUUCAGGAAGGCGAAAGACAAAAUCGAUGAGACUCCGAACAAGGAGGCCAAGAGCAGCUUUUUCUCCAAGCUUGGCAAGAAAACUACGACGUAUAUGCACCAGCUACUGCGUACGGCAGAGGAUGAUAGACAAGGCCAAGCUGGCAUGAAGUGGGAAAACUUUGUCAAGUUGAUGACGGAUAUGGGCUUCACCUACGACCCCAGUACGGCAGGAUCCUCCGUGCGCUUCGAUCCUCCUGACCCAACAGCGACGCCUAUCACCUUCCAUAAACCUCAUCCGGAUCCCACUAUUCAUCGUAUCAUGCUCAGGGACUUUGCGAAGAGGUUGCAAGAGUACUAUGGCUGGAGCGAAGAAGAUUUCGUGAAGUUCACCGGAGUUUGA